Messenger RNA from Brassica rapa (field mustard), 3171 nucleotides. RefSeq lists its product as uncharacterized. Lineage: Eukaryota; Viridiplantae; Streptophyta; Magnoliopsida; Brassicales; Brassicaceae. The record is from RefSeq and is a predicted model, not a curated record.
AGCUGUGUGCAGGUAAGAAGUUGCGGAUCAGAAGCAAUAGCUGAUGACUCUGUUCGUUUGGUUGGGACUUGGUUAAGUCUGCUUCUUCAAAAAGUCGGUGACUCUGUUGGGAAGGUUUGAAAGGAUGAACCGGAAGCUCACCCCAGCUGAGAAAGGUAGCGAAGCUCCAAGGAGAGCUCGUGUCCGUGUCCAAGAGCCGGAUCUGUUACAAAAACAUUCACUCACCUUGAUUGGGAAAGUGACAAACCCUUCCGUUCAAAAGGUCCCCUCCCUAAUCCCAUUUUUCACUAACCAUUGGAAGACAAAUGAGAUCAGGACAGUGGGCUCGGAUUUGGGACAGGGCUUGUUCCAGUUCCAGUUCGAUUCAGAGUCAGAUCUGCUCGCUGUACUUGAAAACCGCCCCUACCACUUCGCGAAAUGGAUGGUCAUUUUACAACGUUGGGAACCCACCGUCUCCCCGUCUUUCCCGUCGCUGAUACCUUUCUGGAUUAAGGUCGAGGGCAUUCCAGCUCAUCUCUGGACUGAGGAGACCAUAAGAAGCAUUGGAGAAGAUAUUGGCCGCUUCGAAUGCUCAGAUAUAAUCUCGACGCUCUCGGUGCGUAUGCGAGUUCAUGUGAAUGGCAGGCUUCCUCUGAUAAAGAGCUCGGUUAUUGAGUAUCCUAACGGAGAUGAAGUCAGGGUCUCGCUAGUCUAUGAGAAGCUUGAAAAGCAUUGUUCUCACUGCUACCGUCUUGACCAUGAGCUAAAGGAUUGCCUUGCAGCUAAACACCAAAAGAAGAAGGCUAACGCUCUAGCCCUUGCUGUUCAACACAAGGAGGAACAAUCAUCCUAUGGUAACAGCCAAUCCGUAAGGGGGACUCCCCUUCGGAUUCCUCAUGAUUCUUUGCCUCCCCAGGCUUUGGAAGAGGCUUUAGGCGAGGGGCGUGAGGUAAUGGUGCAGUGUACUAGCUGCGAAGAACCGUGGGAAAGUGCAGGCGAGAGACUAAGGCAAGCUGCAGAACAAGGUCAACUAGAACAGAGGGCGGCCCAAAUGGUGCGUGCAACGCUUUCAAAGCACCAGCUGAAUGCAACUAUGACUGUACCCUCAAACUCUCAUAACGGCAGCAAACAGCAGCAGAGGAAUAUUAAAAGCAGAACCAAUAGAUCAAAAGCUGAUAGCAAUGCAGUGCCUCCUCAAGCUGGUGUUAGCUUAACUCGGGAGCUUUUAGCUACUUUGGCAUCUUUUCUCCCUGCAACUUCUCAACCUGAGAGUCGCCAAACAGUACCUCAAUACAAUGGAGGAGAAGCACUGCCUCAAUCUUGGCAUAGAGAUUCACAGACUGUGCAUGAUGCCUCAAAUCAGCUAUAUGCAGCCGGGCAACUACCCCCUCCUCCUCCUCCGCGUUACUACCUUAGUGGUGGAAACAUGCAGUACCAAGGCCAAGGACAAUCUUUUAGCAUGCCUCAGAAUAACAAAGCCGGGGGAUCGUCAAAUCAUGCCGUUUUUCAGCGCAUGACACAGCAAUACCAGUCAGAAGCUUCAGUACAAAACCAAAGUUAUGGUCCGGCUUCAAGUUAUGAGCAAGCAAACUAUCAUGGUGUAGCAACAAGUCAGGUGCAUAACCCUUCCCAGUUUCAAGCUGCCAUGCAACCACCACCUAUGCUCUCUGGGGCUGGUCAGGGUACAAGAGAUGUGGAGAAGGAGGAGAGAUAUCAGAAAACACUACAGUUUGCAGCUAGCCUUCUUCACCAGAUAAAUCAGCCUUGAAUCUAGCUAGCUCCACUCGUCAUAGUCUUUAAGGCACUGUUAACUCUCAUGUUUGGAUCUUCUUCAUCUUCGACAUGGAAUCACCAGAAAUCUUUACAUGAACAUUCACCGGCUUGAAAAUGAUUUUGAAAGCAGAGUGGCAAUCUAGUAACUCUCUAGUUCUUCAUUUAUUCUGAUGGACAGUGCCGAGUUCCUCUGGGCCAUUAUGAACAUGAGUAUUCUUUAUUCACUAGGGGUUGGCCCGCCCGUAUGUUUACACUAAAACUAUUUUAUCUUAAAAGAUGUUUAAAUUUUAUAAAACAUUUGAAAAUAUUGUUUAUUUUCUUAGAAUUAAUAAUUUGGAAAUUGUUUAUAUUCAAAAGUAUUUUGUUUUAAAUUUCUGUCAAAUUUUUUUUCUUACACUGACAAUUUUAAUAAUUGUAAUCUUUUGGCGUAUGUUUAUUUGAUUAAUGGAAACUUAACCUCAUAAUUGUAAUAUUUUCGCGUAUGUUUAUUUGUUUAUAUUGUAAUAUUUUCUUUCAGUAUCCAUGUUCUUUAUAUAAAGACGAAAAUAUAAAGUUGUUAAUGCAAAUAAGUUGAUUCGUUUUACCUGAGAUUUCUUGGACUGGAAGGCAUUCCAUAACCAUAAGUUUCAUUUCCUGCUCGGUUACAAUCAUCUGUCCAUCCGGUAUAGAUCUCAGUAUUUGUGGCUGUCAGAGCUGCACUCUGAACCCCCAGUUGAAGUACAUAGUUACUUGAAGUUAUUUUUCACAUUUAUAAAUUCUCGGAUUCUUUCUUGUGAUGAACAUUCAUUUUUCCGUUUUUGAUGCUCAAUAAUUAUCUUAUAAAGAGUUGUUAAUUCAUCACAUGUAAAUAGUCACACAGUUGUAGACGUGUGUUAAAUUUCAUUUACUAAAGCUUCCUUUCCCCUGCUUAAAUCUGUUAAGAGAAUUUUGAUAUGUUUAUAAAAUCAUGAUUUUAUUUAAACCAUUUAAACAUUUUUUCUAUGCAACAUUCAAGCCACAGUAUUUUUGGUUUUUUUACCACACUAAUAAUUUUUUGAUAUGUAUAGUAUAUUACACCAAAAUUGCAUGAAAGUAAAUUUUGUAAAUCCUAAGUUAGCUGAUAAGUUUAAUUUAUUGGGUGAAAUAACCCAAAUAAAAAGUUUAUUUAUAGGUUUGUUUACAUGGCAGUUUAUACUUUUAUUUGAAAACAGAAAAUCAAAUAAAGGGUCAAUAAAGCUAAAUCAAAAUUAUUACUAUUAUUUAUAAAUUUAAUAGUUGAUUUAAGAAAUAACCUAAAUAAGCAAGCUUAAAUAAUAUUUAGAUGUUAACCUAUAAGUUUAGUUAACUUUCAUCUUGCUCACCUAUCUUAUAUAUAAUUUUGAAUAAUUAAAAAGUAAUUUUAAAUUUGUCAAACAAAUAGAAUCAGUUCUAAUAUUAAAA